This is a messenger RNA of Fraxinus pennsylvanica, 1599 nucleotides long. The record is from the annotation of a GenBank genome assembly. NCBI's taxonomy places the organism in Eukaryota, Viridiplantae, Streptophyta, Magnoliopsida, Lamiales, Oleaceae.
AUGGAACAGCUUAUCAACUUCAUUAUAAGACCAUCCAGGGCUGAAUAUGAUCCAGAAAACGAUUUAUUAGAUCAAGAAUUCAUGCUUAAAGGGAAGUGGUACAAAAGAAAAGAUUUAGAGGUUGUAAAUAGUCAAGGAGAUGUUCUUCAAUGUAGCCACUACAUGCCUAUGGUCUGCUCGGAAGGAAUUGCACUGCCCUGUGUAAUAUACUGUCAUGGAAAUAGUGGUUCCCGAGCGGAUGCCAGUGAAGCUGCUAUUAUAUUGUUGCCAUCAAAUGUCACAGUUUUUACUUUUGAUUUCUCUGGUUCUGGGCUCUCUGGAGGAGAGUAUGUCACUCUCGGCUGGAAGGAAAAGGACGACCUCAGGGCAGUGCUUGAUUUUCUACGAGCAGAUGAGAACAUUUCUUUAAUUGGUUUGUGGGGACGUUCAAUGGGUGCUGUUUCUUGCCUGAUGUAUGGAGCCGAGGAUCCUUCCAUUGCAGGAAUGGUCCUGGACAGCCCCUUCUCGGAUUUGAUUGAUUUGAUGAUGGAAUUGGUGGACAGUUAUAAAUUUCGGCUACUUAAGUUUGCCGUUAAGCUAGCAAUCCACUACUUGCGAAGAGCGGUCAUGAAAAAGGCAAAUUUUGACAUUAAGAACUUGAACACUAUCAAGGUUGCAAAAUCUUGCUUUGUUCCAGUUCUCAUUGGCCAUGCCGUUGAUGACAAUUUCAUACAACCCCAUCAUUCCGAUCGCAUAUUUGAUGCUUAUAUGGGGGAAAAGAAUAUAAUCAAAUUUGAGGAAGAUGAACUAAGGAGUACACUUUUCGACUUGUCUACCAAGUAUUUUGGCGAGGAUAAAUUGAGUACUGCUCAUGAUGUUGAACACGCGAAUGAUUUAUUGGUUUUGCCUGUAGGUCGAGCAGCUGAUAGUACAGAAGAUGCCAUGAAGCAUCUUGGCUCCAGCAUAGUGGUUCUGGCGGAUCUAUUAUCCGAAGAUAAAAAACUAGAUGCACAGGAACAAGAUUCUGGAUCUGGUUCUCGUACGUUGUCUUCUAAUAUGAUCAGCUUUGAACUCUCAAGUGGCAGUGUCAACAGUUAUCAUACACCCGCAUUCAUAGAUGAUGGCAAAUCCGUGGAGCACCGUCUUGGAAACGCCACAUAUUUCGCAACCAGUGUAGGGAAGGAAGAAAGGAUGUUCAUGGAAGCUGUGUUUGAUUCGCUGAAGAGUUUGGAAUCGGACAAUCAUCCUCUGACACAGGGUAACUCGUUUGAAACACUGUCCACAACCAGUACUUCGGCAGCCAACGAUCAUAAUUUACCGAUAGAAUUUCCACCUAAAUCUACUUCAUCUUUUGGAGCGGAGAUUGUUGAAACUUCUCCUACGAACAACACUUCAACAUGUAAACAGAGUUCAUGUAGUGCCAGUAUUGUAAACUAUACAGAGUCCCCUGUCACUUCAGUAAAGAAUGUGGCUUCUUUUCGUAGUGAUGCUUUAUCUGAUAUCGACAUGGCUGAUCAUACGAGGGUCACCAUAGAAGUUGUGAAGAACCCGACAAGGCAUAUUAUGGAUGGUUUGCAGCGUCGUUGGGAUCUCAACUUCUUUAGGAGUAGACGAUCAUAG